Molecule: messenger RNA, 402 nt
Organism: Effrenium voratum
Lineage: Eukaryota; Dinophyceae; Suessiales; Symbiodiniaceae
Source: the annotation of a GenBank genome assembly
AUGGAUCCGGUCGGCGGUGCGUACAGGUACCACCGGUGGCUGUGCACCCUGCGCGACGGCGCCGACGCAAACUUGUGGGCGGUGGUCUGGGAGAAUGCCCUGCCGGGGCCUGCCUUUGAGCGCAGCUGGGCGAGGCAGAACUGGACGGUGGUGGACCCGUCCUUCGACCACGCGGCCUGCGCCGAGUGGUGCCUGAACAAAGACUUCCCCCUCUACGGCCUGACCAUCUCCGUCCAGGGCCCCCAGGGCGUGGAGAAGUUGCCCUUCCUCUGCCUGGGCGACGUGGUGAGGGUGCACCGGGCCCGCGUCGGCGCCAAGCCGCCGCGGUACAUCAACAUCCGCCAGCAGACGCACUCCUCCGUGCUGGCCUUCCCCUGCCCGGACCAGGUCCUCGCGGAGGCG